This is a messenger RNA of Abrus precatorius (Indian licorice), 1484 nucleotides long. RefSeq names its product U-box domain-containing protein 11. The transcript has a single exon. The coding region runs from base 145 to 1137 and encodes 330 amino acids. Lineage: Eukaryota; Viridiplantae; Streptophyta; Magnoliopsida; Fabales; Fabaceae. Gene Ontology annotation, cellular component: cytoplasm; nucleus. The record is from RefSeq and is a predicted model, not a curated record. Gene Ontology annotation, molecular function: protein binding.
UAUUUAACCUUUGGAAUAGUCGGCGACGCGCUUUUUCGCUUUCCCUUUCGCUUUUCCUUCUCCUUCCAACCAACCACCCCACCCAAUAGAAAGCCCCACAAUCCAAACACACCUUAACUCUCCCGAACCUCACUCCCGGCCAAAAUGGAGUCCAAGCGCCGCAGCGUCCGAAGCCUGGUUUCGAAGCUAAGCUCCGUCUCCGAACCUGCCCGAAUCGAUGCCCUCUGCCAGCUCCGGCUCAUGUCCAAGCAAGACCCGGAAACCCGACCCGUCAUUGCGGAAUUGGGUGCAAUCCCAUACCUGGCCGAAACCCUCUAUUCCUCUUCCCACCCUUCUCAAGAGAACGCCGCAGCAACACUCCUCAACCUCUCCAUCACCGAAAAGGAGCCUCUGAUGUCGACACGUGGCGUCCUCGACGCUAUCGCGCAUGUGAUCUCGCACCACAAUUCAACCUCCUCCGCCGCCGCCGUUCAAUCAUCCGCCGCCGUCAUCCACAGCAUCCUCUCCUCCGUCGACCAGUACCGUCCUGUCGUCGGUGCUAAACGUGAGAUCGUUUACGCGCUGAUCGAUAUCUUGCGCUGCCACGCGUCGUCACCUCCGCGCACGAUCAAGGACGCGCUCAAGGCUCUGUUCGCCGUCGCGCUUCACCCUCUCAACCGCGGCACCAUGGUGCACCUCGGCGUCGUUCCGGCGCUAUUUUCGCUGGUGGUGAAGGACGGUAGGAUUGGGAUCGUGGAGGACGCGACGGCGGUGAUCGCGCAGGUCGCCGGCUGCGAGGACAGCGCCGAUGCUUUCGUCAAAGUUUCCGGCGUCGGCGUACUCGCAGAUUUGCUGGACCUCGCCACCGGCUCCAGCAUGCGCACCAAGGAGAACGCCGUGUCGGCGCUGCUCAAUUUGGUGCGCUGUGGCGGCGAGAAGGUCGCCGGCGAUGUUAGGGACGUGGUGGCGUUCGGCGCGUUGGACGGAAUCGCCGACGUUAGAGAUGGUGGUAGCGGCAAGGGGAAGAGUAAGGCCACGGAGUUGUUGAAGCUCUUGCUCGGUGAUAGCAAUGAGAAUGGAAAUGGCAAUGUCAGUUUGGUGUUGAGUAGUGAUAACGGUUCAUCGUUUGGUUCGUUGCGGAAUCAUGAUUCGGAUUGAGUUUGAUUCUUAUGUAAUGAAAUUUUAUUAUUCUUUUUGUUCUUUGCUUGAUUUAGGUUUAGGAUGGCGAGUUCAGUGUACAAAUUAGGGGAUGAUUUUGUUCUAUUUUUGUUGGUGGUGGUGGUGGUGUGAUUAUAUUCUAUUGAUUAUGUUGUGAUAUGAUCAAUAUCAUGAUGUAUUGUACAUUCUAACAAAAAGAAAGGGUUUUUUUUUUACUAGUAACAACUACUUUCAGGUUAUUCUUAUGCUAAUGAGUAGUUUUGUUUUGGAUUUGUUUAUGUUUUUAGUUAACUAAUGUUUGAAACUAAUGAAGGUGGCUUAUGAUAUGACACUUGCUUCAAGAGAUU